Molecule: messenger RNA, 2947 nt
Organism: Falco peregrinus (peregrine falcon)
Lineage: Eukaryota; Metazoa; Chordata; Aves; Falconiformes; Falconidae
Gene: IL13RA2
Product: interleukin 13 receptor subunit alpha 2
Exons: 10
Coding region: 1511-2665 (384 amino acids)
Biological process (GO): cytokine-mediated signaling pathway
Cellular component (GO): external side of plasma membrane
Molecular function (GO): protein binding; cytokine receptor activity
Source: RefSeq, a predicted model, not a curated record
GUGCAAAGGGUGGUCGUGAUCUUUCCAUUGGCACCUACCUUUGCAGCAUCCUUUUGGAGCCAGAACCAAAUAGCUAUGGUGGGAUGGGAAUGGCUUCACAGCUGAGAAGCGACCGUGCCUCCCCCGGGUCUGCAUGGACAACGCAGCAGGCUGGCAGCACUGCCCUGCCUGUGUGUGCACCGUGAAAGGGAGAGGAUAACUCGCAGGUGGAAAGGGGUCUGAUCCUGACUUUAUUGCUCUAAAACAUUGCUGUUGACUCCAACUGGGAAGCAAUGCCCCAUUCAUGCAGGCAUCAGUUCAAACAGCUAUACUGUAAGGCUUGUACAGGUGCUUGGAGGGCAGUUUCCUUCCUACAAAGAAACGCUCCUUCGGUUCCUGAUGCUGUUUCUCAUGGCCUUAGUAUGUCUGACCCGUUUCUCACUGUGCCUAAAUCUGGCCAUGGGAAGAUCCAGCCUCAACCACAGCCCGCUGCUUGUUGAGGCACGCACACCACAGCUCCACUCUUUCUGAAACACCCUUUGUUGUCCCUCCUGGGGAGGAGUUGCGGCAACCAACUUCCCUUGACUCAUGCAAGGCAACGCGGCGAUAACCCACCCGUGUAUUGCCGCUCGUGACUGUGGCUGAUCCUUUAGCGCAGCAACAGGACUCACGAGAAGUUUUUCCAGCGAGGUGUAUUCGGUACCAGAGCUCUCACCUGGGGCAAACCAGGUGUGGCUGAAGACCUGCUCCUUGUAAAGGGUGCCCCAGGCUGGGGGUGAGGGAAGGCUCCCAGGGCGAUGCCGGGAAGGAGGGAUGGAGUAAGCAGCGACAGGCCAGGCUAUACAGGGGUCACGGUGACCAGCUGCACUGAUGUGCGUAGCCCACGGCAGAGGAGCAAGGGGAUGGAUAAUUUUAUCUAUUUCCUGCGGAGCCCUGAGAGGCAGCUGGGUUGGCUCCAGAGCGAGCAGAGGCAGCAAGCUGGGAGGCAGGCACUGCGGUGGGUCAGACCAUGGCUGGUGCUGGGGGACCACCAGCCGGAUCGCGUGGGUUGGGGUGCUGCGUGGGGCCACAGCUCCCGGGUGCCACAGACAGCUAUGUGCUGCUGCGAGGGGCUCCGGCAGACAACUUGCACUGAUUAUGCCAUUUAGUUUUCAUUUUAAUGAAUCCUUUAAACAUUUCAAACAUAUCUCUGACCUUCUUGAGCGCAGUUAGAGCAACAAUUAAUGCCAGCACCUCAUAAAUCCCAGCAAUGUCCCCUCUGGUGCUAGCUCAGUAAAGGCUCUGAUUGUGUGGUGACUGCCAUAACAUUGCAAUGUGGCAUCUGACCCCUGGAAAGAUCAGGCAGGUCUCUUUAAAAACCUCCAAAUUUCUAUGAAAUGUGAAGUUUUUCAGCAAAGCCGCCGUGAGGCUGCCAAGGAGUUAGGCAUUCCGGAGGCAGACAGGCUCCCGUGCACUUAGAAGUCCAGCCCCCUGGCACGUGUGCCGCAGGACCGCUCCUCUGACGCCGCACACCUUCCCGCGGGGAGCCCCGAUGUCCCACCUCGGAAUGGCUCUGCGGCGGCUCUGCGCUCUCUCCGUGGCACUGCUGUGGGGCUGCCUGGCAUCCACCUCCCACCGCAAGGCAGUUGCUCCCCCACAAGACCUUCAGAUCACAGAUCCUGGACUCUUAGGUUCUCUCGAUGUGGAGUGGAAGCCCCCACCCAACGUACAAACCAUCAGUGACUGCACAGUGAGGUAUAAGUUUGAAUAUCGCAACACUGGUGACAGAGACUGGAAGGUUAUUUUUACUAGGAAGCUAAAAUUCAGAGUUGGAUUUGACCUCAGCAGGACUGCUGAAGUGAAGGUACAGACACUGCUUGAAGGACAGUGUACCAAUGACAUGGAGGUGCAAAGUGACUGGAUUUAUGCUACUUUUCAGGUCCCAUUGCAAGGAAAACUGGAAUCAGAGGUUCAGAAUUUCCAUUGCAUCUAUCACGACUGGGAAUACCUCAAGUGCAUCUGGCAACCCGGUCUCCUCGCUCCUCGUGGUGUACAUUAUGAACUCUAUUAUUGGUAUGAGGGGCUGGACCGCGCAGCACAGUGUGAUGACUAUAUUCAGGAUCACGGUAUAAACAUCGGCUGCACGUUGCAAAAUCUGAGCCAGGCAGAAUAUAAGGAUCUGAGCAUUUGUGUCAACGGCUCAGCGGCAGCCACUCUGCUACGGCCAUUGUACAUCACCCUUCGCCUUCACAACCUAGCAAAGCCCUCACCCCCGAAACAUCUGGUGGUUUCCAUGUCUGCAUCUGAGGAGCUCCACGUGGCAUGGAGCCCACCGGGUGGCGAAACACCACCCCAGUGCCUGGAGUAUGAGGUUCAGCUGACAGAAGAUGCGAGGGGGGCCAAGGCUGCCUGGGCGUCUGUGUCAACCCAAAUGGAGACCGCUUUAACAAUUUCCAGAGCAAAUCAAAGCCGCAUUUCAUGUGUUCGUGUCAGGGGGAGAACAAACAUUUUCUGUGCUGACCAGGGCUUUUGGAGCGAAUGGACACAGGAGUGUUUCUCUGUGUCCAGAAAAGAAGACAAGCAACUAUUUAUCCUCAUUCCACUCAUUCUGAGUUUGUCAAGUAGCCUCAUGGUAUUUAUGUUGAUUGGCCAGUGCAAGAAAAGAUCCCCAGCAGGAAAGCCAUUGCAUGCAUCUGUGGGAUGCUAGCUCUGCUUGCGACUGCUGUACCGCUUGUGUUUGAUGGAGCGCUUUCAGAACAUCAUCCCAAGGACAGCCGAGAAGCCCUGAGCUUUCUAUAGCCCAUGUGGGUCUUCCCUACCUGCUGCCAUUUGCAAGGCUGGUGACUGCAAUUCAAGUCCUCAACAGGCCCAGGAAAACAUUGGAGGAGUUUUAAACUGACUCUGGAGCAAGCUGUUUCUGAUAACAGGGCAAGGGAGAAAAAAGAGGCAGUGGAAACUGCCAUGAAUAAAGAUAACAUGUUGUUCUGUG